Messenger RNA from Coregonus sp. 'balchen', 810 nucleotides. Lineage: Eukaryota; Metazoa; Chordata; Actinopteri; Salmoniformes; Salmonidae. The record is from the annotation of a GenBank genome assembly.
AUGAGCCAGAAGUUGGAGAAGUUGGCCUUGGAGACAGACCAGCGCUGCCAGCCUCUGGUCUACACCGUGGAGGAGCUGGAGUGCAAGAUUUGCUACAACCGUUACGACACGCGCACCCGCAAGCCCAAGGUGCUGGGCUGCCUCCACCGCGUCUGCGCCAAAUGCCUGAAGAAGAUCGUGGAGAACUCGUCCCCCAGCAUCGUCAGCUGCCCCUUCUGCCGCCACGAGACGCACGUGUCCGACGAUGAUAUCUGGUUGCUGCAGGACGACAGCAACAUCCUGGCAAUCCUCACCUACCAGGACCGCGCCAGGAAGAGUGGCGGUUCCAUCACCCCGAACGGGGAGGUGCUGCUCACCCCGGGCAGCCUGAGCGGGAGCGGAGGUGGAGGGGGUGGCUGUGGUGGUUCUGGGGGCGGCUGCGUCACAACCAGUGAGCAGUCGCACAGCUCCUCAGACUGCCUGGUCAUCACCAUCAUGGAGGUGCCGGGCGAGUCACAGUCGUCAGACUCCAUGAGCAUGCUCAAUAUGGUGCACCUGUACCGGCCCGCCAGCCUGGCCUCGCUGCCCUGCCACCUGCCCGCGCAGAAGUGUGGCGCGUGGACCUCGCGCACCUUCCCCAGCUUCCUCAUUGGCGUCCUGUGUCUGGUCUACUUCUCAUCGCUUCCGCUGGGCAUCUACCUGCUGAUGAUCCAGCAGCUCACCCUGGGCAUCAUCCUGGUCAGCCUGGUGCCCUCCACCCUGGUUCUGUGUGUCUUCUACGGCUUCUGUCAAUGCCUGUGCCAUGAGAUCAUGCAGUCCAUAGCCACAUAG